AUGUCGAACUCAAGCCUCCCCGAGCCAUCCACAGAACGCGUGACGCGAUCAUCGACCGCGCGCAAUCCUCGAAGACGGCCGCGACAGAGCGACAACGACACCCUCAAAACCCACGCUCCCAGGCGGAAGCGCAGUAAGGUCACCGAAGACACAUAUGUGCCGCGGCUAUCCACCGAGAAUGGCUCCAUCGCGCCUUCUCAGGAGUCAGACAUCCUCGAGACGCCUCCGGAUGGCAUGAACGAUGGCAUGAACGGCUCUGCGAAUGGAGUCUACUCGAAUGGCUUCCACAGGCAUGAGCGAGCCGGCAGCACCAGCACGCCACUGAUGGACGGCGAGACAUCGCUGGCAAUCAGAGGUAGCAAGAAGGGUACUGUGAAGCGAUCGCACCUGCGCGGCGAUGGCGCAACAACUCUAUGUCACAAUGAAGUCUAUACCGUCAAGAUGCUCCCCAGUACGCCGAGAGAGCUCAAAAAGCCAGAAGCGGAAUAUAGAGGCAGCGUACAAGGCAACUACGCGCUUGCGGUCACGCAGAAGAAGGCGAUAGUAUGGGAAUACACGUCACAUACCGCCGCGAGCAAUCCGCGCACCUUUGACAUUCCCUUCCCCUCUCGAUCUGGCGAACCUCUCCCAUUCGGCGCCCUGGUGCCCACUGGUGUCAGCACCACAGACUACGGCCUCCUGCUCAUAUCCGCCACGAGCGGCAAAGUCAUCUUCUAUGAGUCGAUCGAUCGCGCUGCCUCGCUUGGCCUGUUUCACGACCGCAAGUCGGGUGUAGAAGGUACCAUCCCGCUUUCCUCCUACGAGACCGUCGCCAGUCUGGUUCCUGCCGAUCAUGCAGGCUUUAUUGCUGUAUUGAGCUCUGGCAAGCUUGUGCAUUUGACUCUCCGCGAUGCGCAAGGAAAGCCUAGAAUAGCGAAUCAGCAGCUGAAGAUCACUGAAGCUGGAUCGGGAGGCGUCUUUGGAAGCUUUACGGGAUUCCUCAAAUCUACGCACAGGCGAGAUCUCACGGCAGUACAUACAAGACCUUCGAGGAUUCGAGGCCGCAUGCAAGCCAUUGGUUUGACAGAACGUGCUGAGGUACUGCUCUGGGAUCUUGAUUGGUCUGGACAUUCCGAAUUCAAGGCAAGCAUCGAUUUUCGAGAAGUGCUCGUCAAUGGUUUGAAGGAUAUUGUGCCUCCAGAGCUGCAUGGCCAAGCUGAGCAGGCAGUCGCGCUGGACUUUGCAAUCAGCGCAAAGCCCACUUCUAGUCUGGCGCUGGCAAACAAUGACGAUUCCGACCCUCCUCUUUUCCUGCUUAUUCUGGCUCGAAUUGGCAAUGUUGGAAUGCACAGCUUCUCGUUGGUCGAAUUGUCACUACCUGGCGAAGGCUUAGCAGAAGUCGAGCGCAUCUGUCGGAUUGAGACCUACAGCACUCCAAGCUCCUCAGAUAGCAAGCCGCGACUCGUCAUUCCCGCCCCAGGUCACACAGCGUUUGUCACGUUCGAAGAUGCGACUACACUCAUGGGCACCCAGACCAUUGUGCCCAACACUCCUGAAGCACAGCUACAUGCAUCGUAUGUAGUGCCAGACGCUUUCGAGGAGACCAUUGCGCUGCGAUCGGGCAAGAGCUUGACAAUUCGAGAAGUCUAUGAGGAGCAUUCUAAAGGUGGUCAGGCUAGUAUGGUUUCCUUCAUUCAGGGCGCGGGUCUGGUACGCAUUACUACAGCCGACACUACCAAACUGGACCAAUUCACGAGAAUCUCCAUCAAGAGCAAAAUCGAACAGGCCGUGUUUUAUGGCGCAUUGCAGCCGGACAACAUCAUUGAUUUCGCCAAGCAGGACGAGUCUGGAUAUGAUCUGGGUGAUGUGCAAACCUCUGCCCUGGCAAUCAGCGACCAGAUCUUGCGUGCAGAUACAAUAUUCACGCAUUUCCUUCCACCUUCGCCGCCAUCAAUGCCACAUCACCUUGCCACUAAAGCCAAAGCUUUGCAGGCACUGGCGACGCACGUACGAACGGCUCAUCCGGCGAUGUCGAGAGAUACAAUGUGGCGGAUGCUGUCUGACGCCGAGCGCAUCGCGGCUGGACAGCAACUCUGGAUUGCGUUCCAAGAACAUAUCGAGUUAGUCAGCCAAGUGAAGCGAAGGUCGACGCUGCUGGACGAGCUAUGCUCUUGGUUCGACGAGGCUGCGGAAGCUUUUGCGCAGCGGAAGGAUCUAGCAAACGAAGACAGCGUGAGAAAAUUCUUCAUUGGCGGACUUCACCGGCUAGAAGCGCUCCUCCAACAUGUGAGGGUGUUCUUGAAGGACGAAUUGGAGGAAACCGCGCGCGACCCGGCCGACUCGAUGAAGCUCGUAUUCCAAGCGAACGAAAUAUGCCUGCUGUCGCUCCAAACAGCAUUCAAGUUUCGUGCAGACAAUUGCUCUACUUAUGGCAUCCCACCAGACCUCAUUGAAGACGGCAUUCUCAUUGCUCUGGAGGAAUAUGCGGGCGUCCAGCAGUUCUGGACGUCUCCUUCUUGGUUCGUUCGCAACACUGUCGAGAUUGCCAACCUAUCCGGAGAGAUCAACAAGAAGCUCUAUGUCCCGGAAAAUCUGGACGUUGACACCGAGCGCCUGGCACGUGAAGUGGCCGAUCUCAAUCCUAAACUGCUUGAAAUAUGGUGCACUCAAUAUCAAGAAGACAUAUACUGGCACUUGGAACACUCCGAUCCCAGGUAUCGAGAAACUGGCAAGAAGCUUGAGUUAGAGUUCGAAGACGAUCGUUACAAGCAACUUCGUAAGCUGGCGGACGUCGGGCAAGCCGCUGCUGGAAUGCAGCUGGCGGAGAAAUAUCGAGACAUGAACACCCUCACUGAUAUGGUCAUUGCGGAAGAUCAAUAUCUCGAAGAGAUGAUGCACGAUCGAAAAAUCGAUCGAUCUGGAAUUCCGGUCCUGAAGAAAGAAUUGCAAUCCAAAAUCCGGCAAUACUUCAAUCGAUAUGGCGCAGAGUGGUCUGAGGUCUUCUUCGACAGGCUGUUUUCCGACGCAUCUUGCGGAUCGAAGCUGGCGAGAGCACAGAUUGAGUGGAAGCAGGCGCUUACGGAAUACCUUAGAGCAAAGCCUUCUCGCGCGAAGCUGUGCUGGAUCAACGAUGUUACGGAGAGCCAUGAUUUCGCGCAUGCGGCAACAGUUCUGCGACAGGCUGCGGAAGAGCAGGAGACCAAGCUGUGGUCGAAGAAGGUCGAGCUCUCCAUGUCUAAGCUCGCCUUACUAGCCGCCGAGGAGGCUGAGGGCCCAACGGCAAUCAGGAGGUUGUCACGUGGUGCUCAAGAGAAAGCUCGCACAACACAAGACGACUUGACUGUUGUUCAAGUCCAGGAAGAGCUCUAUGCGCACAUUCGACCCGAUAUUAUGGCUUCGAUUGAUCGCGAGGCUGAACUCCAGAUUUGUGUUCAGAACUACGGCAAUAAAGUCAAUGAGUUUCCCGCGUUACGUCGACUUCUGGAACUUGGCCUUGACCUUGUUCUCGACAACAUUGCACUUUCCGUGGAUCAGCUGAUCGACAUUCUCACGCUCAUGGAUGUGAACGUCAACGACACAGCCGAGGGUAAUUUCCGCGGUUCGGAGUUCUUCCAAGCACUCAGGGCUCUCAAUGCUGCAGCAUCCUCACUUCCCUCUACACGCUUCGAGAUGCUUCUCCAAACCAUUUGGAAGCGAGCCUACCUCUACGACAACUGGAACAAAAUGAAGCUCUCAUCCUCGAAUAUUUCAGACGACGAACGUCAAUCCAAACUCCGUCAAAGCAACAUCUGGCAAACGCUCCGCUACUUCUUGGAAUCCGAGCUCAACACCGAAGAAGCGCACGUUCGUUUCGUGUGGCCCAGCGAAUGUCUCGGUUCAGGAUGCGCGGAGGCGGAUUGGGAUCAUCGAUUCUCCGACCCGGAAAUCCUUGACCCUCUCAUCGCCGACUCACGAAGACAAGACGACAUCCUGCAAGGUUAUGUUACCGAUCGUUCGCUCGAUGCAGUUGUCGAGGGCAUUGUGGCGGACGUCAAGGUGCUGUUGAAAGAAAUCUCGGAGGAGCGGAAAGCUAUGGCUGAACAAGCUACGCAUUUGAUGGAAGGUGAUGAUCAUGUCAAUGGGGAUUUUCAUUUGAACGGAGAGCUUGAGGGGCUGAGGCAAGAGAAUUUGGAGGUUGGCGAUGAGAGUGGGGUUGAGGAGGACGAGGGAGAGGGAGAGGGAGAGGAAAACGGUGGAGAUGUUGAGAUGAUGGAGGUGGAGGAGUAGAUGUGUUUUGAUACCAUAGAUUAUGACUGACACAGACAGGCAAUAGAUUUGACCUGAGAG
Messenger RNA from Pseudocercospora fijiensis CIRAD86, 4305 nucleotides. RefSeq lists its product as uncharacterized. The transcript has a single exon. The record is from RefSeq and is a predicted model, not a curated record. Gene Ontology annotation, molecular function: protein binding; structural constituent of nuclear pore. Gene Ontology annotation, cellular component: nuclear pore outer ring. Bases 1 to 4245 code for a protein of 1414 amino acids. Gene Ontology annotation, biological process: protein import into nucleus; poly(A)+ mRNA export from nucleus; transcription-dependent tethering of RNA polymerase II gene DNA at nuclear periphery. Lineage: Eukaryota; Fungi; Ascomycota; Dothideomycetes; Mycosphaerellales; Mycosphaerellaceae.